AUGACGAAGCGCACCAAGAAGGUCGGCGUGACCGGUAAAUACGGUACCAGAUAUGGUGCUUCUCUGCGUAAGCAGGUGAAGAAGAUGGAAAUCACCCAGCACGCCAAGUACACCUGCACAUUCUGCGGCAAGACCACCGUCCGCCGCAACGCUGUCGGUAUCUGGGACUGCAAGGCCUGCAAGAAGACCGUCGCCGGUGGUGCCUACACCGUCUCCACUCCCGCCGCUGCCGCCAUGAGAUCGACACUGCGCAGACUGAGGGAGAUCGCGGAGGUUUAG
Molecule: messenger RNA, 279 nt
Organism: Microdochium trichocladiopsis
Lineage: Eukaryota; Fungi; Ascomycota; Sordariomycetes; Xylariales; Microdochiaceae
Product: ribosomal protein L37ae
Exons: 3
Coding region: 1-279 (92 amino acids)
Biological process (GO): translation
Cellular component (GO): ribosome
Molecular function (GO): structural constituent of ribosome
Source: RefSeq, a predicted model, not a curated record